Molecule: messenger RNA, 5203 nt
Organism: Scatophagus argus
Lineage: Eukaryota; Metazoa; Chordata; Actinopteri; Scatophagidae
Gene: scai
Product: suppressor of cancer cell invasion
Exons: 17
Coding region: 297-2006 (569 amino acids)
Biological process (GO): DNA-templated transcription
Cellular component (GO): nucleus
Molecular function (GO): transcription corepressor activity
Source: RefSeq, a predicted model, not a curated record
UCCUGUUUCCCCUGCCUCCCUCUGCCUCCCUCUGCCUCCCUCCUUGUCACAGGACAGCAACCUUUCAUCCAGAGUAGCGUUAAAGCAUCAGUAGACAGCAGUCCCAUUCACGCUGCUGGGGGAUACGGCUCGUUAGACCGCGGUCCGGUGUCAGUCUCACGCCUCUGAGAUGCCAAUACAGUCGGGCUUCACCGAUAUAGCUCGUCGUGGCUUUUGCACAGAUUUUUGAGAAGCAUCACUGUGGUACCCCUGUCCAUUCACGUAAGCCAGCUGGCGAGGUGUGAAAAGUCAGUGUCAUGACUGGAGCUGAGACUGAGGAUGAUAUUCCAUUAGGCGAAAGGAAGACUGUCACGGAUUUCUGCUAUCUCUUGGACAAGUCUAAGCAACUCUUCAAUGGGCUACGAGACCUUCCACAGUAUGGACACAAGCAGUGGCAGUCCUACUUUGGACGGACCUUUGAUGUCUACACCAAGCUGUGGAAAUUUCAGCAGCAACACAGGCAGGUUCUGGACAGUCGGUAUGGCUUGAAGAGAUGGCAGAUUGGGGAAGUUGCAUCAAAAAUUGGACAGCUUUACUACCACUACUACCUUCGUACCUCAGAAACAAGUUACCUGAAUGAGGCCUUUUCAUUCUACUCAGCCAUCCGUCAGCGCUCCUACUACUUUCAGGUCAACAAAGAGGACAGGCCGGAAUUAGUAGUGAAGAAGCUUCGAUAUUAUGCUCGCUACAUAGUCGUCUGUUUACUGCUGAACAAGAUGGACCUUGUCAAAGUUUUGGUAAAGGAGUUAUCUGAAGAAAUCGAAGACUACACACAGCGAUUCAACACAGAGGACCAAUUGGAAUGGAAUCUGGUUCUGCAAGAGGUGGCAGCUUUUAUAGAGGCGGAUCCAGUGGUAGUUCUGAAUGACAACAAUUCUGUCGUCGUCACCAGCAAUCGACUGCAGGAGGGGAGUGUGCCUCCAUUGGAACAAGGCAUGGUGGUUGGGCAGCUCGUCCUUGCAGAUUCACUAAUCAUCGGCAACUGUAACAACCAGGUGAAAUUCAGCGAGUUAACCAUCGAUAUGUUCCGUAUGCUUCAAGCUUUGGAGAGAGAACCUGUAAACCUGGCCACACAGACUUCGAAACAGGGGUCACAGGAAUCCAAUGAGAAGCCAGCUAAAAGAGAAAACCCUCACAAAUAUUUGCUGUACAAGCCAACAUUCAGCCAGCUUUUUACUUUCUUGUCUGCUUCUUUCAAGGAAUUGCCUGCCAACAGCGUUUUGCUUGUCUACUUGUCUGCAACUGGAGUCUUCCCUACGGGGCAUUCAGAUUAUGAAGCAUUUCCUGUAGGACCAUAUGACUUUGGAGGAGUUCUCACAAAUACAAAUCGAGAUGUGGUGAAUGGAGAAAUGGUGCAGAAGAGGAAUCAAGCCCAGAAAGAAAUGCACUGCCUUCAUCCAGGGGAUUUAUUCCCUUUCACGCGGAAGCCACUUUUUGUCAUUGUGGAUUCUUCAAACAGCGGAGCCUACAAGAAUUUCACAAAUCUGUUUGGCCAGCCUCUGGUGUGCCUACUGUCACCUACAGUGUAUCCCAAGAGUGUACAAGAUCAGUCUCAGCGUGGGAGUCUCUUCACUUUGUUCCUCUACAGCCCACUCCUGGCUUUCUCCUCAGUGUGUGGCUUAAGCAACGUACGACGAGGACUGUGGGAGAGGGCUCAAGAUUUUCUUCGCAAAGUAUACCGUGACAUUGGGCAGAUGAUAACUCGAUCACGAACCAUAGAUCAGGCCUUUUUACAAUUCUUUGGGGACGAAUUCCUUCGACUGCUGCUUAUCCGCUUUGUCUUCUGCUCAGCUGCCCUGAGACUACAUAAACUCUUUCGGGAGUCCCGGAGCUUCCCAGAGUCAUACCCUGAGCUCCCCAAACAGGACACAGUGGAGAGCAGUCUUCUACAGAAGCAUAUUUUGGAGCUGGCAACCAUGUUGGAUGUGCAGAGCUUAUUUUGGGAUGAAUCACUGGAAGGCUACUAACAGGGCAGAAUGGCAUAUGUGUACAUACAGACUCAGCUGCCGGAGCCCUCUCAGUUGUCUUUCUUUCUUCUUCUUCUUUUUUUUUUUUUAAACAGAAAAUGAAAUAACUGAUUUAGCACAUUGUUCAUGUUCUGCAUUAACUGUUACUUGUGAAAGCAAAUGUAGGGCAACAUUAAAAUGUUCACAUAGAUAAGCCAGAGAGUUUAACACAGUGUAAAUUCCAUAUUUUGAGUCUCAGCGACUUGCCUCAUAAAUAUAAGCAUAAGACGAAAGAGUAAACAAACAAGUGGGACGUCGCAAAUGACUUUUCAACUCGCCAUUCCCCGUCCGCGUGUGAGGUAAAAACUGCAGUCUCUAACUUUAAUCCUCAUGUCAGACAAUUGUAAAGAAAUUGAGAGUCCUGGUUUUGUGAGGUUUUUUUUUAUUUCAUUAAGUAAUAUUUAUUAUUGUUUAUUACAGUGAAAGUUGUGUAAACUUAAAGGAUAGAGGAUGGAAGAAUCCUGGACAGCUUUCAGAUGUGACUUUAUCCAUCUGCAUGAGGGCAAAGCAGGGUUGUGUCAAGAAAGAACACAGGGAUAAAACUCAAAACUUUAAAAACAAGUAUAAUGUCAGCACGUUAUUUUGCACACUAAGUUGAAAUUUUUCACCAAAAAAAAAAAUGUUAAUUCUGGUCUGGAUUUUUGUAUUUGCUGUAUAACAGCUUAACUUGUAGCAGGCUGAGGUGCAUGAGUUCAUGUUCUGUUGUGUGUUGUGAGCCCUCAUUAGUUGUAAAAUAUAUCACAGUCCUUCAUGUCAUUAACCAGCAAUCUAACAAAUACCUUUAAUCGUCCAUUGUUUCGGUCUUGUGCGUUUUGAAAGUGAUAAUUAUUCCUUUUCCAUAUCACUGUGCUGUAUUUGCAUGCAAAAAGGCAAAGAAAUGUGUCAGUUUUGUUAUGUUAGCCACAAAGAAUGGUCUCCGUCUUUAAAUGAACAAUUGACCCGGAAAUGAAAAUUCAAUCAUUAUCAGUCCUUAUUCAGUUCUGAGGUCUCAAACUGAAUUGAAAGGAUAUUUUUACACCUGAUUUACACCUUUUUUUAAACCAGUAUUUUCACUGUACACACACACACGUGAGAGCUCACGUAUCCUCUCACCUAUCUGUGCACACUAAUGCUUUCAACUUAGUGGCUGCAGUAGAGGAUUUUGGCUUAAAAAAGGGGUGUAAAUAAAGUCUUUUCAAAUCAGUUUGUUAUCUCAGGCCUUCUGCUGACUUUGAUUACAUCAGACAAGUUGCAUGGGUCCAUUUUCAGUUUUUUUUUUCUUCUUUUUUUCUUCUUUUUUUACAUUUUGAAGCAAGCUUCUUCAAUUAUUCUGGAGAGUGAUACAGUACUUUUUGCUGGAAAGCUCCAGAAAUAUUUUGUGGACUAAAAAAAUGAGUAGAUAAUGAUUGAAUUUUACUGUUCCUUUAAGGAUAUAAAAAACACUCGUAGAUUUGAAAUUGUCAUGGGUUGGGAAGUAAAUGGCGCCAGUGCAUGUGUUUCUUGGGCCUCUACAUUAGUAGUUGAGUCGGCAAAUGAAGACAAUCUAGUUUGAUAACGGAGGAGAUGACUUGGUGAAAGGUAAAGGUACCACCUCUGAAACCUCCAUGUUGGUUCAGUACAUUCGUUGUUGGCUUGGAACUUUUCAAAAAAUUUAUGGAUGAUUAGAAAAGUACAUAAUAUCAUCUGACUUAUCCUUUGAAAUUCGACUUUUUUUCACCCCCAAUGCAGCUAAAGGUCUUGGAAUAGCUGAAAACUAAAUUAUCAAUAUGUAAUAUUUUUUUGCCUUUAAAUUUUGCUUGGACAGUUUCAUAUGCUCCACGUGUUAACAUAUCCCAAAGUAGAAAUGAGCUGAAGACAGGUAUACAAAGUCAGAACGUUAUCAGACAUUGCCAUUAGUGAUUUAUUUCUGGCACCAGCAAGGGGAGUGAUUGCACAGGCCGUUGUGAUGACAAGCUGAGAGUUAACCGAACUUGACCAAAAUGUUUAAAUAAUUGAUUGAUACAGGAAGUGGCCAAGCUGUCUGGUUGAAAUCAAGAUUUUUGACCUGACAGUAAUAAUAAUAAUAUGAAGAAGAAGAACACUAUUUUUAGUGUUUGUUAUAUUUAUUGACUUUGCUGAGUAUGUGUACAGGUAAUGUAAAGAGAUGUUUUGGCAGAUGUGUUUGUUCAGUAUUUAGAAAGUCUGUGUAAUGAAAUAUGAGGUAGAAAUUAAGGAGGAGCAAAACGUUCAUGAGGCCUGCUUGCUCUUUGGCCUUUUUUUUUUUUAAAAAAAAAAAAAAAAAGUUUAAAAAUGUUACAUUCCAACUUUCCAAGAACUUGAAGAGAGACAGAGGAAAACCACCACUGUUUUCUCCAUUUUACAUGUGUCUGGGAAAGUGAGCCGUUUAUACAUUUUCUUCAUUUUCAUUGUAAGAUCAAUAUUUCCAUGUUCUCUUGUGUUGACAGUUAUAACAAUUAAAAUAUUGUAGGCUUGCACUUAAUGAAGUUUGAUACUGUUAUGAUCUUGUUUGUUGUGUUUUAGGGGGGAAAAAAAAAGAGAAAAAUCCUUCUAUGUGAUUGUUCUUCACGCCAGACCCGCACACUGGUGACCUUUUUUUUUUUAUUAUUAUUAUUUUUUUUUAAACAGUGAGUAAAAACUGUGUGAGUCACUGAUAUCAAAUAUUUUCCUACAGGAAAUCUUUUCAUCUGCUGUCCCUUUUUAAACAGCUUCUGCCUGAAUUGUGUCAAACAUGUUGACUGGUUUCUGCAAUACCGUUUGAAAUGAGGAGAAACUAUUGUUUUCUAGCCGGUGAUGCUCUAAGACCAUGGUGCCGGUGGGAUUUGCUGUGCCAGUCACGAUUAUUUAGUUUGCAAAUCAAUAUAAAUAACAUUUUUUAAAAUAUAUUAUUUGAACAUAAAUCAGGGCAGAAGAAGACGAAGAAAUGUGUUUGUUUUAAUUGUCAAAUAUUGCAUGUUGACAAGUUGUAUGUUAAGUCUCAAAAACUCACGUUUGUAUGUUUACAACAUGUUAUUCUAUAGUGUGUUCCCUGAACUCAUAAUCAAUGAAAAUAGCAAAUAUUGUCUCCUAAUGGCACAAAACAAGCAUUAUUUCAUGGGAAAUAACCCCAAGCAGUGAAGUGACACUGUACUCUGAUCAUAAUGAUAACUAUUAAAAGAAACGAAUAAACAAGGUAACUUUUA